Cryptomeria japonica (Japanese cedar) is the source of this 1152-nucleotide messenger RNA. RefSeq lists its product as uncharacterized. Bases 1 to 1152 code for a protein of 383 amino acids. The record is from RefSeq and is a predicted model, not a curated record. The transcript is spliced from 2 exons. NCBI's taxonomy places the organism in Eukaryota, Viridiplantae, Streptophyta, Pinopsida, Cupressales, Cupressaceae.
AUGAAGGCUCUACAAAAAUGGUUGGAGAUUAAUGGUGGAACAGGACGCAACAUAGGCAAUCCAAAGAAAGGGCAAGAUUUGGAGGAAGAGCAGACGGUGGUGGAUCUUAGGGAGAAAAUUGAUGAAGACAAGAGUUGGGGUAACCGCGUUGUUAUCAAAUUUAUCCCAAAGGGUUUCUUUCUGGUGUUGUUUGAAGAUUCAGCGGAAAGAAAGCGCAUUCUCAAUCAAGAGAAAUGGUAUGCAGAUAAGCAUGCGGUAUAUUUACAGCCUUGGAAGCCCAACUUCAAUCCAAUCCCACUGUUAGUGUAUUCAAACCCAAUAUGGAUAAACAUAUAUAAUCUGCCAAUAGAGUAUUGGGAAGAAUCCUAUUUGGGAAAGAUAGGUAGGACAUUAGGAUCAGUGUUAGAAAUCAACUUCAAUGAUGAGGGAGAACUUUGCAAAUUGGUUAAAAUCAAAGUUGCGGCAGUUAACAAAAUUCCUGAAUAUAUCUAUUUACAAACUACUAAUGAUAUAUGGAGACAACAUCUAGAAAUCAAAAAAGAAAGGAGAGUUUGUUCUAGAUGUGGUAACAAAUCGUACGAUAGAGAGGAUUGUAGAAAGUUUUUUAGGAAGGCCAGGAAACUUGUUAGGAACCCAGAGCAACUAUGGAGGAAAAAGAUAGAGAAAAUAGUUGGGGAUUUGGAGGUUGAGGUAAAUGUAGAAAAUUCCAUGAGAAAUAAAGAAAAGGUGGGAAAUUCAUCGGCAAAGAUUGCAGAGAAAAAUUUGAAGGCGAAGAAAAGGCCUAUUGAAGAGAAUAUCUCUCAAGUUGUAGGUGAGGGUUCCUAUAAAGAAGCAGUGAUAAGAUCAGAGGACGGAGGGGUUGCCUUUUCACCACAGAAAACAUUUUAUAUGAGAAAAGGCCUAUCAGAUACAGAAUUUGAAUUGGAUAAAGAAUUUGUCGAAGAUUGUGAUCAAGAGGAUGCAUUGGAAAAUGUUGAUCCAAGAUGCAUUAGCCAAUCGGCGAACAUACUCCUGGGAAAGGGCAAAGGUUCCAGGGGAAGGAGAAGUAACCGUCAAAAGAGAGAAGAAAGUGCCAAGGAGAAAGGAAUUGUCAGUGUUUUUGAUUUCAUGAGAAAAGCUAGGGGAGAAGGAAUUUCCCCUGGCAAAAUAUGA